GAGUCUUACCUCGUUGUGGCGUCAGAACCGCCGUCGCUCGCUCCCUUCUCGGCAGUGGUACCUGUUCCCGGUGUCCCUGAGGACGUGCGGGCCAGGUACGGCCCCGAAAGUAGGAAGCGGAGGGGGAGCAGGUAAGGGACCCGGAGGGGGUCCCUGGGGUUGGUGUGGGGGAGCAGCCCCGGCCUGCGGAUGCCCCAUCCCCGGGCAGCAGCGCGGAGACGCAGCCGGUCCACGAUGCAGCCCCGGGGCCCCGCCGCGGGACCGCGAGCCUUGUGUGAGCGGAGGGGUGCCCGGCCCCGCGGGAGCCGGCGAUCCUGAGGCUACGACCUUUCGGAAGCACCUGCCUCCGUCACCAGCGCAAGCUUUUCCAACACCCCUGCUCCGCCCUUCUUGAUGCAGAAAAUGGUGGUUUGCGGGGCCAAGUGUUGCGGCGACGCACCUCACGUCGAGAAUCGGGAGGAGGAGACUGCAAGGAUAGGCCCAGGAGUAAUGGAGUCCAAAGAGGAACGAGCGUUAAACAAUCUCAUCGUGGAAAAUGUCAACCAGGAAAAUGAUGAAAAAGAUGAAAAGGAGCAAGUUGCUAAUAAAGGGGAGCCCUUGGCCCUACCUUUGAAUGUUAGUGAAUACUGUGUGCCUAGAGGAAACCGUAGGCGGUUCCGCGUUAGGCAGCCCAUCCUGCAGUAUAGAUGGGACAUAAUGCAUAGGCUUGGAGAGCCACAGGCAAGGAUGAGAGAGGAGAAUAUGGAAAGGAUUGGGGAGGAGGUGAGACAGCUGAUGGAAAAGCUGAGGGAAAAGCAGUUGAGUCAUAGUUUGCGGGCAGUCAGCACUGAUCCCCCUCACCAUGACCAUCACGAUGAGUUUUGCCUUAUGCCCUGAAUCCUGAUGGUUUCCCUGAAGUUAAUAGGGAGACCCCUGCUUCCUAAACUUACACAUUUGUGGUGUACCUUUGUCGUAAACGUUUUGAUGUUACCUAUUUCUUGUGGGUCUCCUAUUACCAGCUUCUAAAUGAAUGUUGUUUUUGACCCAGUUUGUAAGUUUCUGUCAGCAGGAGAGUUUUACCUAUUGCAUGGAAAGAUGCUCAUUAUAUAUUGUGAAGUUAAUAAAACAGUUUUAAAAAGCA
This is a messenger RNA of Homo sapiens (human), 1120 nucleotides long. RefSeq names its product brain expressed X-linked 2 (gene BEX2). Gene Ontology annotation, cellular component: nucleus; cytoplasm. The transcript is spliced from 3 exons. The coding region runs from base 394 to 876 and encodes 160 amino acids. The record is from RefSeq and is marked reviewed. Lineage: Eukaryota; Metazoa; Chordata; Mammalia; Primates; Hominidae.